Orbilia oligospora ATCC 24927 is the source of this 2580-nucleotide messenger RNA. RefSeq lists its product as uncharacterized. NCBI's taxonomy places the organism in Eukaryota, Fungi, Ascomycota, Orbiliomycetes, Orbiliales, Orbiliaceae. The transcript has a single exon. Gene Ontology annotation, biological process: transcription initiation at mitochondrial promoter. The coding region runs from base 1 to 2580 and encodes 859 amino acids. The record is from RefSeq and is a predicted model, not a curated record. Gene Ontology annotation, cellular component: mitochondrial matrix; mitochondrial DNA-directed RNA polymerase complex. Gene Ontology annotation, molecular function: mitochondrial transcription factor activity.
AUGAGGGCAGCUGCACACCUUAGGAAGGUUGUUGCCGACAGAGGGCUGCUCCGUAGACAUACCUUCCAAGCGGCGGUCGCUUCGAUUGCUCCAUGUCAAUGGAGAUCACGAAACUAUUCUACAACUAGCGAUGACCCAGAUGCCGCCGAUGCUUCAACAAUACUCGGCAGUAAUGAAGCCCCUAAACGCCGAGGGCGGCCCAGGAGGACUCCGGAAGAAAAUGCUCUGGCAGCGAUAGAAAGGGCGAAGAAAAAAGCUGAACUAGCAGCCAAAAGAGCAACUGCCCUGAAAAAAGCAACUUUGCCAAUACCCAAAGACUUCAGGGAAGAAUAUGAAAAACUUUACGAAAAACCAACGGUAUUCAUGAAGCCUAUGAGAAGGCCGGUUGGGCGUCCUCGAGCCAAACCAACCAGAGCAACCAGAGCAACCAAACCUUCCGUGGUUAAAGAGGACUCUUCUACAGCAGCUAAGCGACGGGGCGUCGGGAGGCUAAAUAAUCGAGGGCAGAGGGUUGGAAGCAAGAGUAGGUCUAAGGGGAUUGAGUCUGAAGAGCCUAAAGCUAGGAAACUUGCUGGGCGGCCUAAGAUGUUUGGGCCUAAGUAUCCAACCGUCGCUCAGAAGAACAGAAUGGCAUACUAUGCAGGUGUUCCUGUAUCCGAGCUUGUAUUUGGGAUACCCAAACAUGAGAUGGAAGGGGAUCCUAGUCCUAAUAUUCCUGCUGAUCCUAAUGGUCCCCAACCGAGGCGGAGGCGGAGGACUCGGGCAGAGAUGGAAGAGAUAUAUGGAAUAGACCCCGGAAGACCUAAGAAGUAUGGUCCAGAGCUGCCGAGCAAGAUCAUACUAGAUCAAGGGGUCGAAAAGAUGGUCUAUCUUAGGCCCGGUAGAAACAAACCGUUUUUUAGCGAAGAAGAGAGGGAAGACAAGGAGCUUAGACAGGCUAGGGAAGAACUGGUAAAGGAGGCAAGGCGGCAAAGACGAAAGGAGAUCGCAGAGUAUGGAAUUAGUGAGGAUGGGAAGAAAAAACGUAGGAAAACGCCGCUUGAUGAAGAAAUUGUUGUCAAGCUAGUGAAUAAGCAACUUAAUCGACCCACUGGACCCAAGGCGUACAAAAUCAGUGACCUCACUCGCACUGCAAGGGAUUUCCUUCAAACUCGAAAAAAAGAGCAAGCGGAAGAUGAAGAGGGACAGGAGCGGGAAUGGGAGUAUCUACUGGAUGAUGAAGGGCUUCCCAUCGUACCAAAGAAGGCCCCUGGGGGAGAUACCCGGCAUAAAAGAGGGUCGCUACCCAAAGAAAGAGUGAGAAAAAGUAGAUGGGAUGGAACAACGAAGAGUAAAGAUUCCGGAGAAGAGAAAUGGAGGGCAGUGACCCCACAGAAAAUACAAAACUCUGCUCCGACAAUCGCGAGCCUGGUGCAAUCGGGGAUACCGCAGCCUAAACCUCCAACGGACAAAUCUCUUGUAAUUGGAGAAAAGAAGUGUGCGGAUAUAUUCAAUAACUUCGACUUCUCAGAAUAUCAAGGAUGCGAAGUGAUUGAUUUCAACCCUGGCUAUGGGAUAUUUUCUCGAGAGCUGAACAAAGCCAUCAACCCAUCGAAACAUAUCCUGCUCGAACACGAGCCCGAUUUUGUUCCUUUUCUUGAGCACACUUGUACGGAUAGUUCCUUUGAAAUCGUUCAGAAAGACUUCUACGACUGGAACACAUUCGACGACCUCAUCAAGGAUGGAAAAGUCAAUCCAACGAAACUUCCAUUCGAAGAAGGAGUUAACAAGACCCUUCUUGUAACCGGAAUGCUUCAUAAAGAAAUUAAAGGUGACCGAUUUAUGGCACAAAUCCUCGACGCCAUGGCACAGAAAAAUUGGGUCUUUAGGUAUGGCCGAAUUAAAUUUCUGCUUUGGGUUGACGAGGACAUGGUGGCACGGUACCUCCCUAGGAGCUUUGGGAGAAGAAAUCGUGCAGCAAUCAUGGUUGAAGCCUUUACAGAUCUCCGGGAGAUUGCAUCCCCGCCGCCUUUUUUCACCUGGGCAGAUCACCGGUUCUUCUUCAGGAUGGAUAUUUGGAAACAGGCAGGCCACGUUCCGAACAAACAAGAUGCCACAACAGGCGUCAAGUAUGCUGACCAGCUCACAUACAUUUCCAUGUCCCGAGAUCCACCUCCAGUCGUGUUUGAACCCGUGGAUUAUUGGCCGCCUCUGCGGUGGGCUCAAACCACCCUUCUAGACUUUACACCAAAGCUCACACUACCAUAUCUGAGAGGAGAUGUACCAGACUCCGAACCUUGGAAGUUCUUCAACCUCUUCCUCACGUCAUCAUUCUUGUCCCGGAAUAAUUCGAUGCGGAAUGUGCUUUCUAAAAUUGGAGAGGGUGCCGAGCAGAUGUUCGAAACUGAAGAAUCGUUAAAGAAAUUCCCAGAUCUCGCUGAUAAGCCUGCCGUACAUGUAUCAGUUGAAGAGCUGGUAGCCCUUGCGCAAGCGUACGAAUUCUGGCCAUGGAGAAACGAUGACCCGUUCCUCGGUACGGAUAUGCGACUCAGUCGUCCCGGAAUGUUAGAAGAACUUGAGGAUGCUCAGAUGGUGCAGUGA